This is a messenger RNA of Girardinichthys multiradiatus, 8643 nucleotides long. It is a transcript of the gene epha7, whose product is annotated as eph receptor A7. The record is from RefSeq and is a predicted model, not a curated record. Gene Ontology annotation, molecular function: protein binding; transmembrane-ephrin receptor activity; ATP binding. Gene Ontology annotation, cellular component: neuron projection; plasma membrane. The transcript has 17 exons. NCBI's taxonomy places the organism in Eukaryota, Metazoa, Chordata, Actinopteri, Cyprinodontiformes, Goodeidae. Bases 130 to 3144 code for a protein of 1004 amino acids. Gene Ontology annotation, biological process: protein phosphorylation; cell surface receptor protein tyrosine kinase signaling pathway; axon guidance.
CAGCAGACACUAUUUGAGCUGGGACCGUCGGAUCGUUAUAGAGAACCGCUUCAGUGUCGUCAAUGGGAAGCGCGAGAGACGGUGGCAGCAGCGCGAGUUACGGUCCAGAUUGAACCCCGCAGCCGCACCAUGCUCUCCAGCUCCAGCCCGUGUCUGUGGAUUACGCUGACCCUUCUCCUGGGCUGCCAUGCAGGCAGCGGUUGGGCGCAGAACGCCAAGGAAGUGAUUCUGCUGGACUCGAAGGCGCAGCAGACAGAGCUGGAGUGGAUCUCCUAUCCUCCCAAUGGGUGGGAAGAAAUCAGCGGCUUGGAUGAAAACUACACACCCAUUCGUACCUACCAGGUCUGUAAAGUCAUGGAGCCCAAUCAGAAUAACUGGCUUCGGACUAACUGGAUAGAAAAGGGCAAUGCCCAGAGAAUAUUUGUUGAGUUGAAGUUCACCUUGAGGGAUUGUAACAGCCUGCCCGGUGUGGUGGGUGCCUGCAAGGAAACGUUCAACCUGUAUUACCAGGAAACAGAUUCCGAGGUUGGCCGGGGCUUGAGGGAGAAUCAGUACGUGAAAAUCGACACGAUCGCAGCGGAUGAAAGCUUUACCCAGGGAGACCUGGGCGAAAGAAAGAUGAAGCUGAACACGGAGGUGCGUAUAAUCGGGCCCCUGUCCAGACGGGGCUUCUACCUUGCCUUCCAGGACGUCGGGGCAUGCAUCGCCCUGGUCUCCGUCAAAGUCUACUACAAGAAGUGCUGGUCAAUCAUUGAGAACCUGGCCACCUUCUCAGACACCGUGACCGGAUCAGAGUUCUCCUCGCUGGUGGAGGUUGAAGGUGUGUGCGUGAAUGAUGCCGAGGAGGAGGCCGACAACUCUCCCAAGAUGCACUGCAGUGCUGAAGGGGAAUGGCUCGUGCCCAUUGGAAAAUGUAUAUGCAAAGCUGGAUUUCAUCAGAAAGGAGACGCUUGUGAACCCUGCGGUCGUGGUUUCUACAAGUCGUCCUCUCAGGACCUUCAGUGCUCUCGCUGUCCAGCGCACAGCUUCAACGACCGUGAGGGCUCAUGGCGCUGCGACUGUGAGGAUGGCUACUACCGAGCGCUCUCUGACCCUCCAUCUGUGGCCUGCACAAGACCUCCCUCGGCGCCACAGAACCUGGUCUACAACAUCAACCAGACCACCGUUAAUCUAGAGUGGAGCCCGCCGGCCGACACCGGCGGCCGAAACGACGUCACCUACAGGGUGAUAUGCCGACGAUGCAGCUGGGAGCCGGAGGAAUGUGUACCAUGUGGUCCGAAUGUGGGAUACUCUCCUGCACAGUCAGGAUUAGCAGACACUUACGUGAGCAUAACAGACCUGCUUGCUCAUGCCAAUUACACCUUUGAGGUGGAGGCUGUCAACGGAGUGUCUGACCUGAGCCGGACACAGAGGCUUUUUGCAGCGGUCAGCAUUGCUACGGGUCAAGCAGCUCCGUCCCAGGUCAGUGAAGUCAUCAAGGAGAAGGUGCAGCAGCGCAGCAUCCAGCUCUCCUGGCAGGAGCCACAGCAACCCAAUGGCGUCAUCACCGAAUAUGAAAUCAAAUACUAUGAAAAAAACCAGAAGGACCGGAUCUACUCCACAGUGAGGUCCAAAUCAACCUAUGCUACAGUGAACAACCUGAAGCCUAGCACGGCAUAUGUGUUCCAGAUCAGGGCUUUCACAGAGGCAGGAUAUGGAACCUUUGGACCCAGACUGGAGAUAACAACCAAAGAAGAAGCCAGUGCUGCGAUUGUGUCCAGCGAGCAGAACCCCGUCAUCAUCAUAGCAGUGGUGGCCGUGGCGGGAACCAUUAUCCUGGUGUUCAUGGUUUUCGGCUUCAUCAUUGGGAGAAGGUACGCUCUCGCGGGCCCCAUUGACUCUCCGCUCCUGCACUGUGGGUACAGCAAAGCUGAUCAGGAGGGAGAUGAGGAGCUCUACUUCCAGUUUAAAUUUCCAGGCACCAAAACCUACAUUGAUCCGGAAACCUACGAGGACCCAAACAGGGCUGUCCAUCAAUUUGCCAAGGAGUUGGAUGCCUCCUGCAUCAAAAUUGAACGAGUUAUUGGGGCAGGAGAGUUCGGGGAGGUGUGCAGCGGUCGACUGAAGCUGCCUGGAAAACGGGACGUGUCGGUCGCCAUUAAGACCCUGAAAGUGGGCUACACAGAGAAGCAGAGACGGGACUUCCUGUGUGAGGCCAGCAUCAUGGGACAGUUUGACCAUCCCAAUGUGGUCCACCUGGAGGGAGUGGUGACAAGAGGAAAACCUGUCAUGAUUGUCAUCGAGUACAUGGAGAAUGGCUCAUUAGACGCUUUCCUCAGGAAACACGACGGUCAGUUCACAGUCAUCCAGUUGGUGGGAAUGCUGCGGGGCAUAGCAGCGGGAAUGAGAUAUCUUGCUGAUAUGGGCUACGUCCACCGAGACCUGGCCGCGCGGAACAUCCUUGUCAACAGCAAUCUCGUAUGUAAAGUCUCAGACUUCGGCCUGUCAAGGGUGAUAGAGGACGAUCCCGAGGCUGUCUACACAACAACCGGCGGUAAGAUUCCUGUCCGGUGGACGGCACCAGAAGCCAUCCAGUAUCGUAAAUUCACCUCUGCAAGUGACGUGUGGAGUUAUGGCAUUGUCAUGUGGGAGGUCAUGUCCUACGGGGAGAGGCCCUACUGGGACAUGUCCAAUCAAGAUGUCAUAAAGGCAAUAGAUGAAGGCUACCGCCUUCCAGCACCCAUGGACUGCCCCCCAGGCCUGCACCAGCUAAUGCUGGACUGCUGGCAGAAAGACAGAGCCGAGCGUCCAAAGUUUGAUCAGAUCGUUGGCAUCCUGGAUAAAAUGAUUCGCAAUCCUAACACCUUGAAAACCCCAGUGGGCACAUGUACAAGACCAAUUAGCCCCCUGUUAGAUCAGAGCACACCAGACUUCGCUGCUUUCCGCUCAGUGGGAGAGUGGCUGGAAGCCAUCAAGAUGGAGCGAUACAGAGACAACUUCACAGCAGCCGGCUACAGUUCCUUGGAGUCUGUGGCCAGGAUGUCGAUUGAGGAUGUGAUGAGCUUGGGAAUCACACUAGUGGGCCACCAGAAAAAGAUCAUGAGCAGCAUACAGACUAUGAGAGCCCAGAUGCUGCAUCUUCACGGUACAGGUGUCCAGGUGUGACGAGCUGCGACGGGACGCCUGGGUCAGGGCAAGAACACUCAAGCAGGACUUAUCUGGAGCAGCGCCUGGGUCGCACCCGGCACCAUGGUCAAAGUACACGGAAAUUUGCUGUGUCUGACUCCUGCUGCGUCUGGAGGGAAAUCAUUCCUUUGUUCCUCGGCUAGGGAAUGAGGUCCGUUUCUUCAAAGGGCACUAAAGAGAGUAAAAGGGCAAGAAACAGCAACAAAAAGCAACUACCUGUAUGAGAUGACUUUUUUUCCUUCCUAUUUGUAGAAGCGCUUAAGAACUCAACCACAUAUCAAAGGGCGAGUUGGAAAGGAGUUUUAUUACCUUAAUGAUUGAAUUAAGCGAACACCAUAGAUGUGGAUUUCCUUUACAAAUCAGAAAAACUAGUUUUGGUUCCUUUUUCUAAAGUCUUUAUUUUCUAUGUGCUUGCCACAAGGAAAUGCUGUGGCAUCCACAGGACUUUUUUCUUUCUUCUCCUUGGAUGUGUCAACAGGGUAACUCUUAUCCAGAUGCCGGUGGAGCUUUGCAUUGCAGAUUUAAAGGUACUGUUUGUGCCGAGUCGUGCUGGACUGAGCUGGUUGCAGUUUGUGUUUUUACUGUAACGUGCUUUUGACAUCACAAUUGCAUCCUGACUUGCUUGUUUGCAGCCCACCAAAAAGGGGCAAAUUUUUCCUGUAAUCACUCGGUUUUUAUAUCAGAGAAGCAAUAUCUGUUUGGCUUAGUAUUCACAACCGGACACAAUGUUUUAGAACUUAGUUACUGAUGAAAAUCUGCGAGCACAGUUCAAAGAUUGUAUUCAAUUUGCAGCCACUCUAUAGUUCUGCAAUCAUUCUGCCUAAAAUGUUGCACAUAGUUUGUUUUUGGAAAUUGUUCAGCUGCAGGUAAUGUUUAGGGGUGGACCCCAGAACAGAGGAGAUGUCAUACUGCCUUAAAACAUGUUUAGAUUUAGUAUGGCUGAUGUUUUAGGUACUUUUAAUUGUGAUGCUUUUUGUGGCUCCUUUUGAUGGAUUUUGUCACUUUUUUUGUUUUCUUUUUCGUGUGGUGUCAUGUCUUCUUAUCUGUGACUUGAUCUGGUGUGCACAAACUCAGAUGAUUGCCAGGAAUGACAGAGUCAGAGGGGAAGAGAUUGAUUGAAAAGAGCAAUAAUUACCAGGGAGAGACAGUCUUCACCAGAGAUUCUUUAAGGUGCUAGGUAUUAAAAGCAUGUGUGUGCUGCUGUGUGCUGACAAAACCUUUGGAAAGAUUCUGUCACCCCCAAAAAAGGAAAAGGAAUGUACCUCUGUGACCUAAAAUGCUUUGGAGAGCACUGAGAAAUGUGCCGUGCCAAGUCAUCAAAUGAAAUAAUCAUGUUGUGUUUUGCCGCUAUGAUAUGGUAAACAUUUGAUGAAAAUCUAACAUGGCAUGGAAAUGUCGAACUGAGUUGUUGCGAAGAUGAAAGUGGCACCAUUUGAAACUCUAAAAAGGUGCAAAUUAUACAUGCUAACAUCAUCCUCCAACACAUUGCACCACCCAGAAAUCAAAGAACUCCUACGGGGUUGGGGUCUGAAAAAAACGCGGGACCAAAGGAUGGAGUCUGCGUCAGACGCAGGCCUGGCUGGUAAAUCCUUCCGUCCUGGCUCUGCAGGCAGCCGCGCAGCUCCUCUUGUUUAUUUAUGCACCUCCGCUGCUCAUCCCUCACAGACGUGGAUGUGACGGAACAUGCAUUGAAAUGUGCUUCUCUUUUCUUCCGUGUGACUUUGUGUGGAAAACGGAGCAGAAGCAGGGGCAUGUGGGGGGUGAACAAUGUGUUUUAAAGCUGAUCAACCUCUUUGGUGCCAUCUGUCUCUACUUCAAAAACAAACAAAAAAAAUUUUCUUGUUAGCUGAAUGUGACUUAUUGCAAUUUUCUCUGAUAGAAAAAUGUAUCCAGCUGUCAUGUAAAGGGGAGUAGUGCUCACCAACAAAAAAAUAUAGCAAUUCCUUUCACUGCUGCUGUAACCUCAAUGGAAUCCCAGUAUUUAAAAAUCGUGACCCUUUCCUGAAGGUUUUCGUGUUUCACCUCCAGGACAUUGAGCAGAACCACAGAUCUCAACCUUGAGCAGUUAGGGAGCAGUAAAACCACCAGAAGCUGGAGUUAGAAUCUUUUAGAAACCCUGCGGCAUCUCUGUGCAUUUACACUUUUCUGAUUAAAAGAAAUGGCAGAUAAAUCCAGUCAUUGAAAUCAGGAGAUGUAAUGUAAGCUGAUGUUAAUAAAAAGAAAAAAAUGGUUUUACUUUAGUGUUCGUAGGGAAACAAAACCUGUGACAGCAACUGUUUCUUACUGGGCAUAGAAAGAUCAACUGACAUGAAAGAAUAAACUUUUCCAUACAAGGUGCAGUUAAACACAAUCAAAAAUCUAUGAAUAAAGUAAAAUGUUGCCACAAAUUGGUCAAUAAACUGCUUCUGUAUUUGAAGUGCAGCUGACUAAGAAUCUGCUGCAGAUCCAACAAAGUUAAGGUUUGGGUUUACUGAGGCUGGAGUCUGGACCUGUGUGUCCUGAACACCAAACAUCCCACUCCAAUUUAAAAGUAAAAGUACUGCAUUGCAAUGACAGAUGCUUGCAAUGAAAUAUGUACAGAAAAUGUGAAUGCAACACAACCUUCAAAUUAUUCUGAUGUCUUUCCAACAAUUUAGCAAAUUCACAGUAAAGAUUGGUGCUUCAGUCAGUUAAGAUAUUUUUGGUAUUUGAUUUAAGUUAGCUAAUUAUUGUCAUAUUUAACAAAAUGUCAUCUGUAUUAAAAACUGAUUUUGUGUAAACGGGUUCCUUACCUGCAGUAAAGUCUGAAAUUUUAGGGAAGUGAGAUAGCAGGAAACGAAAGAGAAUACGUAGCAGAGAAAAGCUAAUGGCUAAUCAGACUUGCUCCUUAACAGCAGAUUUUAGCAGUAAAAAAAUCUAACUUAACAAUGUCAUACAGUUAAAAACCAAUGCUGGUUUGUGGGCUGCUAACUGUUGUUGAGUUUGGUACCAUUUUCCCUAAUCCUCUCCAUGGGACUAAACGAAAAUAACACAUGCUGAGGCUAAAGGUCAUAUAAAGGGCAACAGCAUUUUACAUCACGCGUCACAAAAUGUGUUCUGUCUCAAAACCCUAAUACUAAUGCCUGGUUCACACGGCAGAAUUUUCUAAUUGUCGGCUGAUUUUGAAAACCUGAGACCUCACAUGUGACGAUAAAAAAUCAUAGGUAUAACAGGUUUGGUUGUACAGUGUGUGGUGUAGAGCCACACGUUAAACACAGUACACCAUGCAUUAACAAUUUCACAUACAAACAUUCAGAUUUCAGGCAGGAAAUCUUGCAAACCCUCUUGAGAUCCAACAUGAGUUCAGAGUAAUUCCCAUAUGUGUUUCUGUCACUUCUCUUUCUGAUUGGCUGUACGUCCUAUUCAACAGACUCGUGCUUGUUUUUCCUCGAGGAACACGGUACGAUAUCGGGCCAAAACCAUCCAACAGGUGACAACUAAUAUCAUAAAUUGGUUAGAACAAGUUACUUCUGAUUGGACGUAAUAUGAAGUGUCUUGAAGUGGCACAGCCAAUCCUGAAUGAAUCUGUAAGGGGAGCUAAAAAUUAGGGUGACUGCAUGGAGGCCUUCCAACCUUCCAAAAGUGUCAAAAAACAGUGGAAAUAGCAAAUAGCUGCUCAGGCAUUUAAUGAAGGAUUUGAUUGCUGUAAUUCCAGUAAAUAUUUUUUAUCGAUUAUUAAUAUGGAUAUGAGUAAUUUCUUAUAUAUGUAAUUUUUAAUAAAAUGUAACUAUCAAAAUUGCUACUCCUGUAUGGAUUUGUCCUUUGAGAGAUGGUUAUCUCAUUCCAUGUCAAAAACAAACUUAAUGGAUGUAGGAAUAUCAUUUUAAAUCUAAAUCUGCUAUGGAGAUGAAAAACGUUAUCUGUAUUUUGUCAUUAUCAUACCCUGUUAUUGUUACCAUGGAGAGAACAUGACAAAAAUACAACACUGUCUCUCCAGCAGGGAACAUAGCUUCACAUCAGUCUGUAUCAUGCUACACGCAGAAUUCUCUUUUGCUCUGAAUUCUGACAUCUUCUUUUUUACACCUAGAGAAUCUGACCUAAAACAAUUAUUCAACUCUACUUGAAGUUUCUGGCACAGAAAUUUCUCUUUUUAUAUAAACUCACUGAUAAACACUUUGCCUAAAGCAGGUAAGGUGCCCACAACUGAUUACUUCACAAAUCCCCUUUAUUUAAGUGCUUUAUUAACAAACCACAUCGGAAUAAAUGAAUCAAACUGAUUUAUUCUUUUAAAAAUUGAACGUGGAACUUUAAUAGAGUGAGAUAUACAUAUAUCCCCACCUUUUCUGGCUUAAAAUAGACAUAGGUUACACACUUACACCAGAUCUUUUGCACUGUGGGCCUCACCCUUUAUGAGGCAACACCAGGAAUUAGCCCUGACCAGAACUCUUUGUCACAUUCUCCCUCCUUUUAUCCAUACAGCAGAGCUCAGCAGUUGGGUUUCGGCCAGACCUUUCAAUUGAACACAGGCAUGAAGUCAUUCAGUCAGCACAAAACUCCCCAGUUUACAGACACCACCUCUUCUCUCACCCAGCUCUUUACUUCAUGGUUUGAUUUUCAAACCCGGCUCUAAGAUGCCUCACUCCCAUAAGUAGAAAGCCUCUGUUUUUUGUUGUUUUUUUCCCUGAGGUUGAGAGGCGCAGUUGAAGCCAAAUUGAGAUUAACGCCAGGUUACAAUCGAUUUAGCGUCUGUAUCAUCUGCAACUUUUAAAAACCACCAUAGUGUCGGUUUCUUCUCCUUUUAUUGGCAUGCUCUUAUUCAGGUCGCUUUGCUCUGGAAUAUAAAGAUUUUCAUGUGAGAGAAAAUAAUAAAAUCACAUUUAUUUUUAAAAAGUACAACACAAAAAAGACAAAAAAGCAGAAACAUGCAGGUAACAGAGCAGUGGCUGAAAUCAGGAAUGACAGAGUAUCAAGUUAUUUUUCAAAUCAAGAUGUUGAGCAGCUGGACAUUACUAUUUUGGGGAGGUGGUGGAUUGUAUCAGAAAGAGCUGAGCUUUGAGUGGAUCUUUGAGUAUGUUUGAAAUGUAAAACUUGUACAUUUUAUUUAAACUGUUUUUUUUUACACCUAUUACUCAGUAGAGAUCUCUGAAUACAUUGAAAAUGCACUAUAUUUUUGUAUCUUACAGAUGAAUUAUUGUCAUCCACAAGAUUUCAGUUGUACAUAUUUUGUUUUUCAUUUAGGACCAAAGAUGGCUGAUAGGAUUUUCAUCUUUAUUCUAGACUUUGUUUUCAUGUUGCCUUUAGUUUCUUGUACAGUAAUGCAAAUUAUUGAUUUAUUAUUUAUUUUUCUGUGAUAAAAGUAUUGGGAAUACUCACUGGUCAAAAAGUAUUUUCCCCAACAGCAGAAAUGUGACAUGAUUUAAUUAGACGAUUUCUUGUUACAUAGAUGAUUCUUUUUGCUUUGUAACCUUUGUAAUAGACUGUACAUAUAUUUUUGGAAAUAUAAUACAAUCUCUACAGAAA